CGGCCGCGCUGCACUAUGGCCCUAUACCGCACGGAGGAGCACAUCCAGGCCCACUCUCCCAAUUACCACCUCUUUUUCAAGAAUGUAGCUGGUCACUACAUUUCCCCUUUCAUAUAUUCCUCUGAAGAGGAAAAUGGCAUUCCUACAAAGAGAGCACGAAAUGAUGAAUAUGAGAAUUUGUUUAAUAUGGUUGUAGAAGUACCUCCGUGGACAAAUGCUAAAAUGGAGAUUGCCACAGAGGAGUCACUGAAUCCCAUUAAACAAGAUGUAAAGUAUGGCAAGCUUCCCUAUGUGGCAAAUAUCUUUCCUCACAAGGGUUAUAUAUGGAAUUAUGGUGCCCUCCCUCAGACUUGGGAAGAUCCCCAUCAAAAAGAUAAGAGCACAGACUGCGGUGGAGAUAAUAAUCCUAUUGAUGUUUGUGAGAUAGGCUCAAAGGUUCUUUCUCAUAGAGAUGUUGUUCAUGUGAAGAUCCCUGGAAUUCUGGCUCUUACUGAUCAGGGUGAAACAGAUUGGAAAUUAAUUGCUAUCAAUGUGAAUGAUCCUGAAGCCUCAAAGUUUCAUGACAUUGAAGAUGUUAAGAAGUACAAACCUGGUUACUUAGAAGCUACACUUAAUUGGCUUAGAUUUUAUAAGAUACCAGAGGGAAAACUGGAAAACCAGUUUGCUUUUAAUGGAGAAUUCAAGAACAAGGCUUUUGCUCGUAAAGUUAUUAAAUCUACUCAUGAAUGUUGCAAAGCAUUGCUUAUGGAGAAGUGUGAUGGAGGGGCUAUAAAUUGGACAAAUGUGCAUGUAUGUGAUAGCCCUUUCCAUUGCUCUCAAGAGGAAGCUAGAUCAUUAGUUGAAUCAGUGUCACUUUCACUGAAUAAAGGAAGUAAUGAGGAAGACCAAGUAUGGCACUUCCUUGGCAAGUGAUGAGAACAUUUGAAGUUCUGCCAUCAGGAUUCCAGUCUCUAAGAACUACAAGACUCCCAUCUCCCCCAAGUGCUAGAAACAGGCAGAUCUAUGAGAAUUUGCU
Physeter macrocephalus (sperm whale) is the source of this 1015-nucleotide messenger RNA. RefSeq names its product inorganic pyrophosphatase 2, mitochondrial-like. Gene Ontology annotation, cellular component: mitochondrion; cytoplasm. Lineage: Eukaryota; Metazoa; Chordata; Mammalia; Artiodactyla; Physeteridae. Gene Ontology annotation, molecular function: inorganic diphosphate phosphatase activity; magnesium ion binding. The record is from RefSeq and is a predicted model, not a curated record. Gene Ontology annotation, biological process: phosphate-containing compound metabolic process.